AUAGCCUUAUUGGCGAGUCCUCCAGGAUAUAACUGCAUAUCUUUGUCAAUUCUGCCUUGAAAGUUUUCAUCAGUCUCCUCAACAUGAGCCCUCGUAUCUUCUCCUGCGUUAUUUGCGGAUACGUAAUCUGUGACUAUGAAGAACCAGUAUCUUGGUUGAAACAAUUUCGUAUUCUCUACUCCAGUCAAGAGUGCACCGCGGUCACAGGAGUUGGCCUUUACGAUGACCCUGAUGGUGGUGAUUUCGUAGCCCCCUUAGACUUCACCGCUCGCUGGGACGACGCCGGAUACGACUUCCCCAAUCUUGACCAAAUUGGAGUGAUACGACAACAACCAGAAAACGGUCGUUACGGCUUUCCCUUUCACGAAGCCUGCUGGUCACUUCUAGAGAAGGCCCAUUCCCCCGAGGGGAUCCCUUGUAGGGCUUUCUUUGACAUUUGCAGGUCGUUACCAUUUCCAUCGGAAGGGACGGGCAUCAGCUGGGGUCACGAUUUCGAGGGAUUAGUCCUCGUGGAUAAUCAAAACCGUUACCCUUGGGAGGACCGCUUCGUGAACCGAGACUAUCAUUGGGCAUUAUCCCUAGGUGCAAAAAAUGAUCCCUACCAUGUCCCGGAGAUCCAGCAACUCCCCUGUCAAGAUUUCCAAGCUCCGUCGGCUAUAAACUCCUCUGGACCGGUAACAAUGAUGGACGAUUAUUUUACUGCGCUUCCUGAAGAGAUUCGUAUGGCGAUUGCAUCUAACCUGCCAACAAUGGAUGCGCUGAACACCCGUCAAGCUUCGAGAUCGUUUCUGUCGAUCUUUUACAGCCAACAGUUUUGGGCCUCCAGAUUCAAAGCCAAUGCUGACCGUUCUUGGCUUUUCGAGUCACAGGAGUGGAGCAAUGCACUUGACUGGAGAAGGCUGUAUCGUCUUACGAACAAGGGUCACCGCACUCAAGGGAUGCAAAAUCGAGAAAGGGUUCGGAAAUUGCUUCAAUGCGUCCGGAGAACACUACAUUUGCGAUGGGUUGAACCACCUGAACUCCCUUCCCCUAGUCCUAAUACAGUCACUUUAAGGUGGCUAGAGGUGACUGGCGAUUUACGGCCCGAGCUACACACCGGGCCGUAUCACGGCUUUGAGGAAGGCUGCCGCCUAUUCCGCGAGCAACAUAUAUCCUUUCCUAGUUCACUUUCUCACAUUGCAUUCUCCGUCAUUCAGCUUGGAGAUGCUGAAUACAUUGCCGGAAUGAGGCUAGUCCCCAGUCAAGGAGAAAGCAUACAGCUGGGAUACAGGACAGAAGGAAAAGAGAUCUUUCUGAAUAUUACAUUCCUAGCUGGAUUCAACUUGGCCAUAGGAUCGAGAGGUAUACAAGGCAUAGAAUGCAUUGCCGACAAUAGGCAAACGUCACAAUGGUUUGGAUGUCCGCUCGGGGCACCGAAAACGACGCGUCUCGCGGUUUCUGACCCUAUAACAGCCAUCAAAGCUGGCUUCGACGUAAGCAGACCAAAGCUAAGUUUUUAUGGCUUCCUCGUCAUAUUGCUGUGAGCGCUACUGAUAUGGUCUUAUAGGGAUGUAAGAUGGUUAGCUUGGCGGUUGCAGAGUCCGUCUCACGUACUGCCGAGAAGACGAUCGAAGAGAGCAAAUCACUACGAGAUUCCGCUUUUUGGUAUCCUAAAAUCCCCGGAAUUGGUUUUCACCUGAACGAUAAUUGUUUCGCAGCACGAGACUCUUCUACCGCCGGGUAUCAACCGCUAUGCUGGACUACGUUUGGAGGACCCGGAGGUAUAUAUCUCCGCUAUUUGACUGGGAUUUCUGUCACCCGUUAGGGUGCACUGUGUGGCAUCGAGUUCCACUAUAAUACUGAGGACAUCCCAAUCGAAUGCCGCAAGCUGGGGCGAUACAAAUCCUCCGAAUACGCCAAGGUCAUACACUUUUCCAUUGAUGGUCCUGGUGGAGAAGUCAUCGAUGCCGUUGAGAUAUAUCUCAGUUAUUACGAUAGCGAAUCUGUGUUUUGGUUCUGCAAAGACGGGGUAUUGAAAUCACUCAAGGUUUCUACAAAUCGUGGGAGAUCUUGCCACUUCGGACAGAAAGAGUCAUCUAUGAAAGGUGGCUUUGUAAAAGAGCCCAUGAUAGUUACUCCAGGGACCACCAUCAACGGGUUUUAUUGGAGUCAGCAUGAAAACAGCCUCACAGCAAUAGGGGUAAUCUCGGAAGUGAUUGGAGAAGAGCAUAGAGGGAACAUCGCUAGCCAACCAGGCAGCCAAGGUACCGAGCAAUCAACGGCAGAGGUAAUCACUACCAAUCAAGUAUAACUAUGCACUACCUGACUUAAACGGGGUUACGGGGCUCCCAAUUAUUACCGACAAGCAUGUAGUAUUGGGUGUAUACAGAAUUCGAGACCUUCAAGCCUGGUAGAACUAUGCUGCACCUGAUUUAAUGCCACUGAGUUCCGUUGGUUGGGGUGGU
Messenger RNA from Cadophora gregata, 2444 nucleotides. RefSeq lists its product as uncharacterized. The transcript is spliced from 4 exons. The coding region runs from base 84 to 1523 and encodes 479 amino acids. The record is from RefSeq and is a predicted model, not a curated record. Gene Ontology annotation, molecular function: protein binding. NCBI's taxonomy places the organism in Eukaryota, Fungi, Ascomycota, Leotiomycetes, Helotiales, Ploettnerulaceae.